Messenger RNA from Fraxinus pennsylvanica, 5862 nucleotides. The record is from the annotation of a GenBank genome assembly. NCBI's taxonomy places the organism in Eukaryota, Viridiplantae, Streptophyta, Magnoliopsida, Lamiales, Oleaceae.
AUGUGGACAAAUGUGUUCAAAAUCGGUGGUUUGCAUCAGAUAUCGUGGUUCCAAUUUCUUCCACAGGAAUCUGAUUUCAACUCCCUUCCUGAUAAGAGUGCCAAAGUGGACAUGAAAGAUGCUAUGACAAUGCUGGUGCUUUCUUCACAUUUGCAAUUGCAAAAGGAAGGAUUUCUCAGCUCAUGGACAAAUUCUUUUGUUGGACCCUGGGACCCAUCUCAGGGCCAGCACAACCCUGAUGAGAAGAUAAAGCUGUGGCUUUUCCUCCCCGGUCAACAUUCCUCCGUGGUUGAGAAAGCUCAGCCGGCUCUCUCUAGAUUAAGAGUUCUUGCAUCUGGACUUUGGGUGGCACCUGGUGACUCAGAAGAAGUUGCAGUAGCCCUAUCCCAAGCCCUAAGGAACUGUAUAGAAAGAGCUCUCAAAGGUCUUUCAUAUAUCAGAUUUGGCGAUGUAUUUUCAAAAUACCAUCCAUUUACACGGAGUGAAGAGCUGUUCAGGAAGGGUCAGCCCGUGGUUGAGUUCGUUUUUGCAGUCACUGAAGAGGCAAUUUUUGUGCAUGCCAUUGUGUCUGCCAAGCAUGUUCGAGCACUUUCAAGCGGUGAUGUUGAAAGAAUCUUGGGUCAUUCUUUUAAGCGCUUCGACGAUAGAACACCAGUUAUUGUCUCACCUCAUGGAAUGUGUGGGAAGCUUACAGGAUGUUGUCCAAGCGACCUUGUGAAGCAAGUGUAUCUUAGCUCUGGCAAAUCUAGAGGUUCGAAUGGAAUUGUAGGUCUACCUUACCAAGUUUCUCAGGGGUCUGGUUAUCAACUGAGGGGACAAAACUGCUAUGUUGAAGUUACCCUUGGCUGCUCAGACAAGACAUCACAACCAAACACGCGGCAUAAAAACUUACCUCAGCCUCAUAAUACUGAAACCCCUGCAAUGGCAAAAGUUACUCCUAUGGGGACAUCAGAUCAGUUUCCAGCUUGUGAAAGAAUGUUUAUUUAUCCAGCAGAGUCUGUACUUGUACCAGUUAUGCAGACUUCUUUUGCUAGGUCAUCUUUAAAGAGAUUCUGGCUGCAAAACUGGGUUGGUUCACCAUUGUCUGGUUCAUCCCUUUUUAUGCCUUGUUUUGAUUUUGGAAGUGAUGGCAAGGCAGAUUUAAAAGAUGGAUCUUCACUUGAACCAAGUGGCACUCACUCUCAGCAUGGAUAUCGUAGCAGCAGCAACAGUAUUAGUAGCAGUAUUUGCAGCAUAAGUAGCUCCACCACUGACAGUGAUAACAAGGCCUCAGGAGCUGGUGAUCUCGAGGCAGAUGCUGAUUCUUUAAUGUGUAGACAGUCUGGAUUGUCUUCCAUUGACCAAUCACUGAAUGAUGGCCUCAAAUUGGGUUCUAAGCGCCCACGAGCAGGGACGUCAGAGUCAUUUGGUCAUGCUGGUGUGAUUAUAAAUCCUCCCGCUAGUGAUUAUGGUUCCAUAGAAGUCAAUAAUUCAUCCAUUGCUGGAGUUGCAAAUGAGCAAAUUGGAUCUCGUUGGGGUUGGGAUGACGACGACAAAGGCAUGUGCAUGGAUAUUCAAGCACUGCUUACUGAGUUCGGUGAUUUUGGUGACUUCUUUGAGAAUGAUGCUUUGCCUUUUGGAGAGCCUCCAGGAACUGCAGAGUCUCAAGCUCUCAUGUUUUCUGCACCUGAGUGUGGAGAUGUAGGUAGCAGUCCCGGAACCUCGAUGAUGGAUGUGUCUGAUCAGAUGCUUCUCCCAGUAGGUUUUCCAUCCUUUGACAACUUUACUCCCCUACCACCUCCUGCUGCCAUGGAAGAUUCAGCAAGCAAAAAUCAAGAAGCUUCAAAAAAUGCUUCAGCCUCUGCUCCUAUGAACUACACUCCACAAUCUUCUGGUGGUGAGUUUGAUCAUCUAAUAAAAUCUGAAGCACUAAUGACAUUUGCACCUGAAUAUGGGGCAGUUGAAACCCCUAUAGGUGAGAUCUCCUCAUCUAUUUUCAAAAGUCCAUACAUUCCAAAAUAUUGCAAAGUGGAUACUGCUUCAAGUUCAAACAACUAUGUAUACUCUGCAACACCACCUUCUUCUCCUUGCUUUGAUGGGUUUGAGGAAAAGUCUGUGUUGACUGUAAAAAGGAAAGCUUGCACAGAAAGGCAUGACACAAGUCCUCUUCUCAAAUUAAAGAGUUAUUACACUCUUGUUGAAAGAGGAAAACAGCCAAAUGGUGGAAGGUUGCCUGGCUGUAACAAUAGCAUCGCCAAAGGUGAGACAGUAGUCGCAUCAUCUCAAUCUUCUGUUUUGCAUCCAACUGAUAUUGUCAAAUCUGUUUCCGAUAAAGUGAAGGAAGGUCCCACCAGAGAAGAUAAUUUUCACCCAUCUUCCAAAACUGUCCUUGCAACAGAAAUUGAAUGCCUUGCUUGUCAGUCUUCUAUGUGCAGGCUACGGCACACACUAUUAUCUUCUAGCAACACUUUGGCUACUGGUUUUAGUGGGUCUUCUGGAGCUAGCAUUCUGAAUCAGCCGUAUGCUGAUCCAAGCAUCAUGAUCGACAAUAUUUCGAACAAGUCUGAGGUGAAAAAGAAAGAAAUGAUACCAGUUAGGAUAGCUGGUGAUUUAGAUAGAGAUAUGCUAGAUGGCCCUUUGAAUGCUCCUCUUGGUGUCUGGCGUUCUGUUGGAGUUUCUAAAGGAACAAAAACAAAUGCCCAGAAUAUGGAAAUUGGCCCAUCUGUACCUCACAAUUCAUUUAUUGAAGAAAGCAUGCUUUCUUAUGGAUUAAGGCAACCGCUACAGGAACUUCUUGAUGGCAUUGCAUUACUUGUUCAGCAAGCUACUUCAUUUGUUGAUGUGGCUCUGGAUGCUGACUGUGGUGAUGGUCCAUAUGGUUGGCUUGUAUUGCAAGAACAGUGGAGGCGCGGAUUUUCCUGUGGACCCUCUAUGGUCCAUGCUGGAUGUGGAGGUAUUUUGGCUUCUUGCCAUUCGCUGGAUAUUGCUGGGAUGGAGCUUGUUGAUCCACUCUCAAUUGAUGUUCAGGCAUCAUUGACCAUGAGUUUGCUUCAGUCAGACAUUAAAACAGCUCUAAAAACUGCAUUUAGCAGUAUAGAUGGUCCUCUAUUUGUUACUGAUUGGUGCAGAGGCCGCAGUCAAUCUAGUGAUGGAAUAAUAGGUGAUGGAUUUUCUGCAGAAUCGACUGCAAGUGCAAAUGAGUGUCGAGAUUCUUCUAGUACUGUCACACUAUCAGUUGGAGAGUCCAUGAGCCCAUCUCUGUCUUCAGCUGAUGGAUUAUCUUGCCUAAAAGAUGGAACCAGAGGGGACGAGGCAAGUGAAAGGCGGCUGAACCAAGAUCCUUGUGCAUCAGAGUCAGAACAGCAACCAGGCUCACGGUUGCGGCCCACACUUUCUGUAGUUCCAUUUCCUUCUAUACUUGUGGGGUAUCAAGAUGAUUGGCUCAAGACCUCGCCCAGCUCUCUACAACUCUGGGAAAAGGCUCCUUUUGAACCAUAUGCGACUCCGAAACAUAUGACUUACUAUGUUGUCUGUCCAAAUAUUGAUCCACUCACAACUGCUGCUGCCGAUUUUUUCCAGCAACUUGGGACUGUUUAUGAGACAUGCAAGCUGGGAACACAUUCACCACAAAGUCUUGGAAAUGAGAUGGAGUUAGAUUCUGGGAAGAUUUCUCCUUCAGGUUUUGUGCUGCUAGAUAGUCCUCAAUCCAUGAAGAUAGACAGCAGUAAUGCAUCUAUGUUGGGAUCAAUCAGCGAUUACUUUCUCUGCUUAUCCAAUGGUUGGGAUAUGACUAGCUUUUUGAAGACUCUUUCAAAGGUUCUCAAAACUUUGAAACUUGGUUCAUGUAUGACUACUAAUGCGAAGGAAGGAAAUACUGGCCCAUGCACUGUAAUCUAUGUGGUGUGUCCCUUCCCAGAGCCUCUUGCUGUUCUACAGACAGUUGUUGAAUCUUCGAUUGCUGUUGGAUCAGUCCUUCGAUCUUCAGAUAAAGAGCGAAAAUCUGUGGUGCACAAUCAAGUUGCGAAGGCCUUGAGUUACUCAGCAGCUGUGGAUGAGUCAUUUUCAAAUGUUCUAAGCCUAACGGGGUUUAGCGUGCCUAAGUUGGUAUUGCAAAUUGUGACAGUUGAUGCCAUUUUCAGGGUUACGAGUCCUAGUCUUUCUGAGCUUGUCACUCUGAAGGAAAUUGCUUUCACUGUUUACAAUAAAGCUCGGCGAAUUUCCCGAUCAGCCUCUGGUGACACAAUUCCAUCAUCCACAUCAGGAAGAUCUCAUCCUGUCUUGAUGCAAAUGACUUCACCUGUUCCAGGAAUGUGGAAGGAUCAUGUUGGUCCUCGAAAUGUGGGACCUCCUCACCGAAGAGGGAAUGAACUUGAUGCUACCUUGAGGCCGGGUACUUGGGAUAACUCUUGGCAAACAUCAAGAGGUGGUGGAGUUGGAUGUGACCCAAACAGAACUGCAGAUGUAUAUCCUCAAGAUGAGAUCCGUUGUUUGUUUGAGCCUCUUUUUAUACUUGCAGAACCUGGAUCCUUAGAGCAUGGACUUUCUCCUUUCUUUGGAUGCGGAGAUACUGGUCCUAAUACACAACCUGACGCACUGGAUCCAGAUGCAUUUGGAUCUGGCCAUCAAAAGACACUCCCAAGCCUGCAUUGCUGCUAUGGAUGGACUGAAGAUUGGCGUUGGUUGGUGUGCAUUUGGACGGAUUCGAGGGGCGAAUUGCUUGACAGCUAUGUGUACCCGUUCGGAGGAGUCAGCAGUCGACAAGACACGAAGGGUCUUCAGUCCCUUUUUAUCCAAAUCCUGCAACAGGGCUGUCAAAUACUUCAGGCUUGUUCUCCGGAUGGUGGUAUUGCAAAGCCUAGGGAUUUCGUGAUAACACGAAUUGGAUGCUUCUUUGAGCUUGAGUGCCAGGAGUGGCAAAAAGCUCUGUAUGCAAUUGGGGGUUCCGAGGUGAAAAAGUGGUCUCUGCAGCUACGACGAUCCCUUCCUGAUAAUGGGAUGCCAGCUGGUAGCAAUGGAACCCCAUUGCAGCAGCAAGAUAUAAGCUUAAUGCAAGAGAGAACACUUCCCUCCUCAGAAAGUCCGUUGUACGGUACUCACUCAAAGACAUCUGUUUUUGGGAAAGGUGGUAUGGGACAACCUUCCUCGAGAAAACAUCUAGUGGGUGGACAUUCAGCAGUGGACAAUUCAAGGGGCCUGCUGCAAUGGGUGCAAAGCAUUAGUUUCGUCUCAGUUUCUAUUGAUCAUUCCUUACAGCCAAUGUUUCAUGCAGAUUCAUCUUCUGGGGCAACACAAGGUAGUGGUGCACCUGGUUAUCUUGAAGGUUAUACUCCUGUUAAAUCCCUUGGUUCGACCUCUGCAUCCUACAUUUUAAUCCCUUCAAGGAGCAUGCGUUUUCUCCCUCCCGCAAUCCUUCAGCUUCCUACUUGUCUCACUGCCGAAUCCCCGCCACUUGCCCAUCUUCUACACAGCAAAGGUUCUGCAGUUCCCCUGUCCACAGGGUUUGUAGUUUCAAAAGCUGUACCAUCGAUGAGAAAAGAUUCGAGGAACCCAUCAAAAGAAGAAUGGCCUUCAAUUCUUUCUGUCACACUAGUCGAUUAUUAUGGAGGUAGUAACAUCACCCAAGAGAAAUUGGGGAAGGGUUCUGUCAAACCGUCAGGAAGGGGUUUGAGCUCUGAUGCCAAAGAGUUCGAGGUAGAGACUCGUAUGAUUCUUGAAUCUAUAGCAGCAGAACUUCACGCGUUAUCAUGGAUGACAGUAAGUCCAGCUUACUUGGAAAGAAGAUCAGCUUUGCCUUUCCAUUGUGAUAUGGUUUUACGACUGAGAAGGCUUCUACAUUUCGCUGAUAAAGAACUAUCUCGUCUUCCAGAGAAGGCACAACCGUAA